Messenger RNA from Cadophora gregata, 1056 nucleotides. RefSeq names its product porphobilinogen deaminase (gene HEM3). Gene Ontology annotation, molecular function: hydroxymethylbilane synthase activity. The transcript has a single exon. Gene Ontology annotation, cellular component: cytoplasm. Lineage: Eukaryota; Fungi; Ascomycota; Leotiomycetes; Helotiales; Ploettnerulaceae. The coding region runs from base 1 to 1056 and encodes 351 amino acids. The record is from RefSeq and is a predicted model, not a curated record. Gene Ontology annotation, biological process: heme biosynthetic process.
AUGGCGACCCACGAACAACUCCCCUCGACCUCCUCUCGAGCACCCCUUGACCCUACCAUAACCAAUGCCCCAAUCCGCAUCGGCACGCGGCGGUCUGCCCUCGCCAUGGUCCAAGCCGAGAUGGUCGUCGCAGCACUCAAGGAUGCGCACCCCGAGAAUACCUAUGAGAUCCACGCCAUGGCUACGAUGGGCGACAAGAACCAAGUGACAGCUCUGCAUGAGUUUGGCGCGAAGAGUCUCUGGACGCAUGAGUUGGAGGCGCAGCUACUGGAUGGGGACCUAGACUUCAUUGUCCACUGCUUGAAGGAUAUGCCGACCCAAUUACCGAAUAAGUGUAUUAUUGGGUGUAUCAUGGAGAGAGAGGACCCCAGGGAUUGUGUCAUCAUGAAGAAAGGGCUGGAGUAUAAGACGUUGUUGGAAUUACCAGAGGGUGCGGUCGUAGGAACGAGUAGUGUGAGACGGAGCGCGCAGAUCAAGAAGGCGUAUCCGCAUUUGAAGUUUAAGGAUGUGAGAGGCAAUCUGGGAACGAGAUUGGGGAAGCUGGAUGCUGAAGAUGGGGAGUACUCGUGCUUGAUUCUGGCAGUGGCUGGUGUGGUGAGGAUGGACUGGACAGAGAGGAUUACACAGUACUUGGACUCGACGACGCCGGGUGGGGGAAUGUUACAUGCUGUUGGUCAGGGAGCACUUGCAAUUGAGGUUCGGGAGGGAGAUGAGAAGAUCAUGAAGGUAUUGAAGGUCUUGUCGAACGAGCCUGCGACUUUGUCAGGUAUUGCUGAGCGAAGUCUGAUGCGUACCUUGGAGGGAGGAUGCAGUGUGCCAAUUGGUGUUGAGACGACGUGGAUCGAGAGGGGCAAGCUCUUGAUGAAGGCUAUUGUAGUUAGUCUAGAUGGAAAGGAGAGCGUGGCUGCAGAGCGAUUAGACGAGAUUCUCAACGAGAAGGAUGCAGAUGAGUUUGGGUGGAAGCUGGCGCAAGAGCUGGUCGAGAAGGGAGCUGCCAAGAUCCUGGAGCACAUCAAUCUCAACCGACCCAUCAUCAAGGAAGCAGGUGGAGCAUAG